AACGACACGCAAAUAAAGCGGGUAAAUAAUAGACAAAGCACACGUGGUAGUGGAGGAAAUGAACAGUUUGUAGAAUUACUCAGUAGUUCUGCAUGCUUUGGUGAUGAUGGAUAAACAAACCAGCAAAAAUUUAGUCAAAGAUGCGUUUCACAACAAUAACGAAGUUGAGUGGCUCCAAUUUCCCUACAAAAUUAGUGACGUUGACGAAAAAAUUAAUUUGGAACUUUUGAAAGAUUUCACAGGCGAAAGGACAGGAUUCAUACAAGUUGGACCGAAAAAAUGGUUCUUUCCUAACGCUUUUAAGAAAACCCUUGAAAUCUAUUAUAAUUUUCAACCAAGGCCUACUGAUGUUUGGAUUGUGACAUUCCCGCGAUCAGGUACCACAUGGGCACAAGAAUUGUUAUGGUUAUUGUCAAAUGAUUUGAAUUACGAAAAAGCCUCUCAAAUUCCCCUCGAUGCCAGAUUUCCUUUCUUGGAAUUUAGUUCUUUUGUCCACCCAGAUGUCAAGGAAGAAUUUUUGAACGAAAAUCGUCAUUCUGAUGAAAAAUGUGCUCUCAUUAACGAGGUUACAGCACCGGCAUGGAAAAUAUUGGCCGAAACAACGGAAAGAAGGUUCAUUAAGACACACUUACCAUUUCAGUUGUUGCCACCAAAUUUGUUAAAAAUUGGAUGCAAAGUGAUUUACGUUGCGCGAAAUCCCAAAGAUGUCGCUGUGUCGUUUUACCACUUGAAUCGUCUAUUUCGGACCCAAGGUUACACCAAUGACUUUCCGAAAUAUUGGUAUUAUUUUAAAAAUGGACUUCAACCCUGGACCCCUUAUUGGGCACACAUCGAGGAGGGCUGGGAGACACGACAUGAAGAAAAUCUUCUUUUCAUGUUUUAUGAAGAUAUGUUAAAAGAUUUGCAAUGUUGUUUACGAAAGGUAGCAACUUUUCUCGGCGUUAAAUAUUCAAACCAAGAAUAUGAAAAAUUGCAAGAGCAUCUAAAAUUUGAAAAUUUUAAAAAUAACAAGUCCGUAAACGCAGAACUAUUGAAAGAUUUGGGUAUAUUGAAAGGUGACGAAGAAGGUUUUGUGAGAAAGGGGAAAAGUGGGGGUUGGAGGAAUUAUUUCAUAGGAGAGCUAAAGAAAGACGCUGAUAUUUGGAUUGAAGACAAUUUAAAGAAAACUGGUAUUCAGUUUCCAACAGAGAAUUUGUAUAAUAAUUAAGUCGUAAUAAAAAUUUAAACACAAA
Tribolium madens (black flour beetle) is the source of this 1232-nucleotide messenger RNA. RefSeq names its product sulfotransferase 1E1. The record is from RefSeq and is a predicted model, not a curated record. Gene Ontology annotation, molecular function: sulfotransferase activity. The transcript has 7 exons. NCBI's taxonomy places the organism in Eukaryota, Metazoa, Arthropoda, Insecta, Coleoptera, Tenebrionidae. Gene Ontology annotation, biological process: sulfation. Bases 104 to 1207 code for a protein of 367 amino acids. Gene Ontology annotation, cellular component: cytoplasm.